This is a messenger RNA of Elaeis guineensis (African oil palm), 1793 nucleotides long. RefSeq names its product probable gamma-aminobutyrate transaminase 3, mitochondrial. The record is from RefSeq and is a predicted model, not a curated record. NCBI's taxonomy places the organism in Eukaryota, Viridiplantae, Streptophyta, Magnoliopsida, Arecales, Arecaceae. Gene Ontology annotation, biological process: biotin biosynthetic process. Gene Ontology annotation, molecular function: S-adenosyl-L-methionine:8-amino-7-oxononanoate transaminase activity; pyridoxal phosphate binding.
CUAUCUCUUUCGCUUCUCAUUUUUCUCUCCGUUCUCCUCUUCUUUUCCCCUUCUUCUCCCGAUCUCUCUGCGUGAGAUACAGAGAUCAUUGGAAGACUCCGAGGCUUAGCAGAGAUGAUAGGCAAAAGUCUCCUAAGAUCCAAGGCCUCCUCAAAGGUUGGCAUGCUCAUCAGGCAUAUUGCAACUGCUGAAGGGUUGCAGAGUCAUGCACCUCCAUACAUUGCUUCAGUUGCAAGGCUGAUGAGUUCAGAGGCAUCGCUUCAGACUGAUCCAACAGAUGAAAGAGGGUUUAAGGGGCAUGAUAUGUUAGCACCAUUUACUGCUGGAUGGCAAAGCACCGACUUGCACCCCCUAGUCAUCGAGAAAUCAGAGGGUUCUUAUGUUUAUGACAUCAAUGGGAAGAAAUAUCUUGAUGCCCUUGCUGGAUUAUGGUGCACAGCUUUAGGUGGAAGUGAACCUCGACUUGUUGAAGCUGCAACUGCACAAUUAAAAAAAUUGCCAUUUUAUCAUUCCUUCUGGAAUCGUACCACAAAGCCUUCAUUGGAUCUUGCCAAGGAACUUCUUGAGACUUUCACAGCAAGGAAAAUGGGGAAGGUCUUCUUCACUAACAGUGGUUCAGAAGCUAAUGAUUCCCAGGUAAAGCUUGUGUGGUAUUAUAACAAUGCAUUGGGAAGGCCAAAUAAGAAGAAAUUCAUAGCACGAGCAAAAUCAUAUCAUGGAUCAACGCUAAUAGCAGCUAGUCUUUCUGGUCUUCCAGCUCUGCACCAAAAGUUUGAUCUUCCAGCACCAUUUGUACUGCACACAGAUUGUCCACAUUACUGGCGCUUCCAUCUUCCUGGUGAGACCGAGGAAGAAUUCUCAACAAGAUUGGCUAAUAACUUGGAGAAUCUUAUUCUUAAAGAAGGACCUGAUACUAUUGCUGCAUUCAUUGCUGAACCUGUUAUGGGUGCUGGAGGUGUUAUCCCUCCUCCAAAGACCUAUUUUGAGAAGAUUCAAGCUGUUGUAAAAAAAUACGAUAUUCUCUUUAUCGCGGACGAGGUCAUCACCGCCUUUGGAAGGUUAGGGACAAUGUUUGGAUGUGACAAAUACAAUAUUCAGCCUGAUCUUGUCUCUGUGGCAAAGGCUCUGUCAUCUGGAUACAUGCCCAUUGGUGCGAUUCUUGUUAGCCCAGAAAUUUCAGAAGUCAUACAUUCUCAAAGCAACAAACUUGGUUCAUUUGCUCAUGGAUUUACAUAUUCCGGACAUCCUCUAUCUUGCGCUGUUGCAUUGGAAACACUUAAGAUUUACAAGGAAAGAAAUAUUGUGGAGCAUGUCCAGGCUAUAUCUCCAAGGUUCCAGGAGGGCAUUAGAUCCUUCUCAGAAAGUCCCAUCAUUGGGGAGAUACGUGGAACUGGGUUGAUACUGGGGACUGAGUUUACCGACAAGUCUCCUAACGCUACAUUCCCUCCUGAGUGGGGGGUCGGUGCAAUAUUUGGAUUGGAGUGUGAGAAGCGUGGAAUGCUGGUUCGAGUUGCUGGGGAUAGUAUAAUGAUGUCACCGCCCUUUAUAAUCUCCCCAAGUGAAGUUGAUGAAUUAAUAAGCAUAUAUGGAGAAGCCCUCAAGAAUACAGAGCAGAGAGUAGCGGAGUUGAAAUCCCAGUGAAAACAAUAGCCAAAAUAGACAUCAAGUGCUCGAGGGUGCAAUAAAGAGUUUGCUUCUGUGGUUUAUUUGUGUUGGUGAAAAAAUUGUUGUCCAUGUUCAGCAGAAGCUGGUUGUUCAAAAGGACAUAUCUUGCAAUGCCAUCUAUAUUUUCU